CCUUCUUUUCUUUCACACCCAGAAAACCCUCGUCAAAAUAUUAAGGGAUAUUAUAGCCAACUUCUUCUUCUUCUCUCUCUCUCUCCAAAACCUCAGUUUCUCUAAGCUCAGAGAACACCUUUUUUUCUUUCUUUCUUUGACCAAAAAUGGAGUCCCUCGACCCGGAGGCCUAUUUCGACGGACUUUUGAACUUUUCCGACGACGAAGGAGAUAAAAUUAGCAGAGACAUAUCGCUAAGGAGUAAUGAGCUUUCGAACUCGUUCGGUUCAGGUCGGCCUUUUCAUUUUGAUGACAUAGGGAAGGAAGAGGAAGAACUAGAAUGGAUAUCAAACAAAGAUUCGUUCCCGGCGGUGGAAUCGUUAGCAGACAUUCUCUCCGACCACCCGGGCAGCGGCGUCGCAUCCCUGAAGCUGCACAGCCCGGUGUCGGUGUUGGAAGGAGAAGGCAGCGGAAGCAGCAGCAGCAAUGACAGCAAUAACACCAACACCAGCGCAACGACACUAACCAGCUGCUUCGGCGGCCUGAAACCGCCGCGCAGAGCCCGCAGCAAGCGCCGGUGCAGGCGUCGCCGGGGGAGUUACUUUGAUCUGACGGGCAAGCAGCAGUGUCUGAGCAUCAAACACUGCGGUGAUAGGUAUAUUGACACUGUCAAAGCCGAGAAGGCGAAGGAGAAAGCAGCAGCUACUAAGAAAAAAACAAUGAAAUCGUCGACGAUGAUGAUGAUGACGACGGCGAAGAUGAUGACGACGACAAUAACAGGGAGAAAGUGCCAGCAUUGUGGGGCUGAGAAGACCCCACAGUGGCGGGCAGGGCCGUACGGACCUAAAACGCUCUGUAAUGCAUGUGGGGUUCGUUACAAAUCGGGGAGGCUGGUGCCGGAGUACAGGCCGGCGAGCAGCCCGAGUUUUUCGAGCGAGUUGCAUUCGAAUUCGCACAGGAAGAUAAUAGAGAUGAGGAAAGUGAAAAACAUGGUGGGGAUGGUACUGAAUAAUCCUGCCGAGUCUGGAUAACGUGUACUAGUAAUAUAGUAGUGUAAUAUUGGUUAGCACUGGCAGUUUUUUCUUCUUCUUCUUCUUCUUAUUUUAUUGGUCAAAGUUCUAGUUAGGAUUAGUGUGUUCUUUUGUAUUGGAUUAGAUUAUUUUUAGUUCAGUUCUUUGUUUUUUCUUC
Molecule: messenger RNA, 1167 nt
Organism: Humulus lupulus (European hop)
Lineage: Eukaryota; Viridiplantae; Streptophyta; Magnoliopsida; Rosales; Cannabaceae
Product: GATA transcription factor 1
Exons: 2
Coding region: 147-1010 (287 amino acids)
Biological process (GO): regulation of DNA-templated transcription
Molecular function (GO): sequence-specific DNA binding; zinc ion binding
Source: RefSeq, a predicted model, not a curated record